This is a messenger RNA of Aureobasidium namibiae CBS 147.97, 441 nucleotides long. RefSeq names its product YjgF-like protein. Gene Ontology annotation, molecular function: deaminase activity. Gene Ontology annotation, cellular component: cytosol; mitochondrion. The record is from RefSeq and is a predicted model, not a curated record. The transcript has a single exon. Bases 1 to 441 code for a protein of 146 amino acids. Lineage: Eukaryota; Fungi; Ascomycota; Dothideomycetes; Dothideales; Saccotheciaceae.
AUGUCACCCAACGGACAAGCCUUCCUGCUCGACCCAGAUGCACCAGAAGGCCUCACUCGCUUUCCUCAAGCACGAUCAGUGUCAAGCGGCAGUCGAACCAUCUACAUUGCCGGCAUUGCCAGCAUACUGCCUGAUGGCACUGUGACGGGCAUUGAAGAUGGCAAAGUACCUGAUGUUCGAGAGCAGACCAAGACAAUCCUCAAAACGAUCGAUGAAAUCAUCAAAGGCGCCACUGAGGGGAAAGGAGGUGUCCAUAAUCUGAUUGAUGCCGUGGUCUAUCUCACUGAAAUGGAGCGAGACUAUGCAGGCAUGAACGAGAUCUGGAAUACGGUGUUCGAAAGUCGGAUGGUGGCGCCAGCUAGAGCUACGGUUGGCGUGAAGGACUUGCCGGACAGGCGGUUUGUAGUGGAGGUCAAGGGAGUGGCAGUGGUACUAGAAUGA